AUGAACAAAGCGUUAUCGAAGAUAAUAGCUAUUAUACUGAGCGAGCCGAUAACUAUGCGGCAGGUUCUGCGAAGAGCUCUGGCCGUAUACGGCCUGGCAUCCAUUCUCUCUUUAGUCAAGCUGCGCCGCGCUAGCGCCGGAAUAAGGCGCGCGCUUGUGAUCGGGAUUUUCCAGAACGCUUCCUGGCUACUUGCACUGCUUAACGGGUAUCCUGUUGCUCGUAAGGUGCUGAAAAACAAGUUUCUUUCAUUCAACGCGGCCCUGGUGGCUGCGAUGCAGCUUAUGCUCCCUCCGUGGGUGAGCAGUUACGCACUCGUGGAAUCAAUAGUAGAUGCUGUCAGAAAUAUACAUGUAUCAAUCGCAGGAUCUGUACACUUCGACGACGUAACCUCUAACUCGGUAAGGCAAGCGGCUUUGUCACUACUGUUACCGUUGCUUUGGAAAACCCGCAAUGCCCGCGUCAAGAGCCUUCUCUUCGACCGCAAAUCGGUCGCGAGAGACUUUCUAGCUUUGUUUGCUUUGUGGAAUACGAUCUCAUUAUAUUCGUUCGUCAAGUCAUCUCUGUAUAAAAAAGAAGACAGGCAGAAACGCAGAGGCCCUGAUACCAAUAAGGACCGCGAAACCCACAACGCGCUGAAUUCCCGCGUCCUCAAAGACAAGUUUCGGGAAAUCAGUGAGCUAAGAACGUCUCGCGGAACCUGGGACAAAGUUAUUAGCUGUUGCUUUGGUGAGAACCUCACGAUCGCUGCAAAAUGGGCUAUCUGGAGGCAGCUUCUUUGGUUUUUGAUGCGUGUUGAGAAGAAACCUUGCUCGAACCUGCAACUAUCAUCUAUGCUAAUGUUGGGCUUCUACGUGCUUGAUAGCAGUUACAGUCGCAUGUUUGUAAGGCCAGGCGUGCUGCGCUACCUUGCAAGGGUACUGGUCGCCGACAAGCUUCAACACAGAGGCGAUUGGCAGAAAACCGCCCUGUGGGCAGGAUUCAAUUUGUCUCUCUGGAGUAAAAUACAGGAGGAAGGACAGAGACCUUAA
Messenger RNA from Lachancea thermotolerans CBS 6340, 1029 nucleotides. RefSeq names its product Pex35p (gene PEX35). The transcript has a single exon. NCBI's taxonomy places the organism in Eukaryota, Fungi, Ascomycota, Saccharomycetes, Saccharomycetales, Saccharomycetaceae. The record is from RefSeq and is a predicted model, not a curated record. Bases 1 to 1029 code for a protein of 342 amino acids.